AUGGGUCUGCGCAGGAUAGAGCUGUGCAGGGAGGACGGCAGCAGCCUGCGCACGGUGCUCAUAGAUGAGUGCACGGGGGCGCCGCACGAGUUCCGGGGGGUCUAUCGCGGGGGCCUGCUUCGCGCGCUGCAGUCCGCUGUGCCCCCCGAUUGCAUCCGAUAUGGCUGCGCCGUGAGCAGCGUGGAUCAGGAUGACACCGUGUUGAGUGGUGAGCUGGCGUAUGGCACAGGGGUGGAUAUUACGAUGGAGAGCGGGGAGCGAAUGCGCGCGCCGGUGGUGAUUGGAGCUGAUGGCGUGCGCAGCAGGAUUGCCAAAGCGCUCGGCCUGGGGGAGGCCAACUAUGCAGGCUACAUCGCCUACAGGUGCCCCGUUGCAGAUCGCUCUGGACCCACAGCGGUUAUCACAGACCCAGAGGAGUGCAGAGCGGACGCUCUGGAGACGGUGAAGGGCUGGAGCUCUGAGAUAACAGAUGCCAUCAAGUGCACCCCUGCAGAGCGCAUCACCCGCAGCAGAAUUGCCGACAGGUGGCUAAAGCCAGGACGGCCGUUCGGCUCGGGGCGUAUUACCCUGGUGGGCGACGCGGCACACCCCAUGACGCCCAACCUAGGACAGGGCGGCUGUGUGGCGCUUGAGGAUGCAAUCGUCCUGGCGCGGGCCCUGAGGGAUGUGAUGGGCCCAGCAGCAUCGACAUCAGCGGCUGAUGUCAGCACGGCGACAUCAAUCCAGACGGCGCUGAGGGAGUAUGAGGUGGAGCGCAGCAGCCGGGUGCUGAAGAUAUCCGUGCGCUCGAAUUUGAUGGGCACCGUGCUGCAGAUACCCUUUGCCCCUGUUGUUGCAGCACGCAACUACGCUGUGGAGAAGUUUCUGCCGGUGAAGGACUUCCUGGAUCAUGCCAGCUAUGACUGCGGCACGCUCUGA
Coccomyxa subellipsoidea C-169 is the source of this 918-nucleotide messenger RNA. Its product is annotated as FAD/NAD(P)-binding domain-containing protein. Bases 1 to 918 code for a protein of 305 amino acids. The record is from RefSeq and is a predicted model, not a curated record. The transcript has 6 exons. Gene Ontology annotation, molecular function: FAD binding. Lineage: Eukaryota; Viridiplantae; Chlorophyta; Trebouxiophyceae; Coccomyxaceae.